Diuraphis noxia (Russian wheat aphid) is the source of this 1206-nucleotide messenger RNA. Its product is annotated as piggyBac transposable element-derived protein 4-like. The record is from RefSeq and is a predicted model, not a curated record. Lineage: Eukaryota; Metazoa; Arthropoda; Insecta; Hemiptera; Aphididae.
AUGGCGUCACGUCCAAAGAGACUUAAAGUAAAUGACGAUACGGUACGUCAAUCAUUAGAWACUGAUGAUAGUGGAAGUUCAUUUAGUGAUUUCGAUGACACAGAUGAAGACSAAACYUACAACCCAAUUAUAACUUCUGAUUCAGAUGAACAAAGUGAAACCAGCGAUACCGAACAUUCACAAGACACAAUAUUACCGGUUUCAAAUCCUGGUGUUCAAAUUUGGUUAAAUGUAACAKGUGAGGUAUUAGCCGUCGAUGAGACAAUGGUACCUUUUCGUGGCAGAUUAUUAUUUAGACAAUAUAUACCGGGAAAAGCCCAUAAGUACGGUGUAAAAUUGUUUAAACUUUGCGGAACAAAUGGUUAUACUUAUAACGUUCAAGUUUAUGGAGGAAAGAGUCAAGUGGAUGGAAAGGGAUUGGGUUGUAGAGUUGUUCUAGAUCUAAGUAGAAGAUAUUUAAACAUGGGACGUACARUGGUCACGGAUAAUUUUUACACUUCAAUUACACUUGCAAACGAACUUUUAAVUWAUGAUACACACCUAGUUGGAACUCUGCGAUCAAAUAGAGUAAAAUUACCUGAAAUAACAAAAAAAAAGUUAAGUCCCGGRGAAAUAAUCGGAAAGGAAAAUUCAGACGGUAUUAUUGUUGCGAAAUGGCGUGAUAAAAGGGAUGUAACUAUGUUGUCAACAAAACAUAAUAUUGAUAUGAUUGACACAGGAAAAAAKAACAAAAAWAAAGAAUYGAUAGUUAAGCCUAAGAUAAUUGUCGACUACAACUCCGGAAAAGCGGGAAUUGAUCUAUUGGAUCAACUGUCUAGCUAUAGUACAGCUGUUCGUAAGUCUAUACGUUGGUACCAYAAGGUGGCGACAGAAAURCUGUUUGGAACUGCURUGKUAAAUGCUUUAAUAGUUUACAAUACAAUUAAUUCUGAUAAAAAAAUUAAGAUAACACAAUUUAGAGAAACAUUAGUUGAUACAAUACUCGGAUUAGACAAUCAAGGACCACAAGAAGUUCAACAAGCAAGAGUUAACAGCAAACACAUAUUUCAAGAAACAACAGAAAAAUGUGGUAGAAACAGAAAAAUCAGAAAGAGAUGUUUCCACUGCUAUCAAAGUAGAACAAUAAUAGUUGGAUUGAAACAGGCAUCGAAGGAAGUAAAAAAAUCACUACAUUCUGCGCACCAUGUAAAUCUUAUACAUGUAUAA